Naegleria fowleri is the source of this 420-nucleotide messenger RNA. RefSeq lists its product as uncharacterized. The record is from RefSeq and is a predicted model, not a curated record. Gene Ontology annotation, biological process: cellular response to nitrogen starvation. The transcript is spliced from 2 exons. The coding region runs from base 1 to 420 and encodes 139 amino acids. Lineage: Eukaryota; Heterolobosea; Eutetramitea; Acrasida; Naegleriidae.
AUGAGUCAACAACAAGAAUCACUGGUUCCAGCCAAUCGUCCCAAAUCCACUGCUCAACCAAAGUCCUUCAAAGAGCAGAAAUCCCUUUCGGAGAGAAUUGAAGAAUCACGAAAAGUGAGAGAGAAGUAUCCAGAUCGUGUUCCUGUAAUUUGUGAGAAAUCAGCCGUUGAAAAGGAUUUACCCUCCAUUGAUAAGAACAAGUAUCUCGUUCCAGCCGAUUUAAAUGUUUCACAAUUUGUCAUGGUUGUACGAGGAAGACUCUCCGUCGAUGAAACCACCUCUCUCUUCUUUUUCGUUGGAAAGGAUGUGCUUCUUAUGCAGACGGAUCUGAUGGGAUCCAUCUAUGAAAAGUACAAGGACGAAGAUGGAUUUUUAUACAUUUCCUACUCGGGACAAAACACUUUGGGAGCUUUGGAAUAA